AUGAGGAAGUAUGGUCUCGCUGGAGAUAACGUGCUAGACGCAAAGAUCGUUGAUGCUAACGGCAAAUUACUCGACAGAAUAGCAAUGGGUGAGGAUGUGUUUUGGGCGAUCAGAGGAGGCGGUGGAGGGAGUUUCGGGGUAAUUCUUGCGUGGAAGAUCAAGCUUGUUCCUGUUCCUAAGACCGUUACCGUCUUCACCGUCACCAAAACGUUAGAACAAGACGUGGGAAACAAGAUUCUGUCAAAGUGGCAAGUAGUAGCGGACAAGGUUGUUGAAGAGCUGUUCAUCAGAGUGAUCUUCAACGUAGCUGGAAACAACAAGAACAAGACUGUGACGACGUCGUACAAUGCUCUGUUUCUUGGAAACAAAGGCACGUUGACGAAUGUUAUGAAGGAGAGUUUUCCGGAGCUAGGGCUUACAAGGAAAGAUUGUGUUGAAAUGAGCUGGAUCGAGUCCGUUGUGUCCAUUUCUGGAUUCCCGAGCGGCACUCCUACUAAUGUUUUGCUUCAAGGGAAAUCUCCUUUCCCAAAGAUCAACUUCAAAGCCAAAUCGGAUUUCGUGAAGAAUCCGAUCUCCGAAUUAGGGCUUAAAGGAAUGUUCAAUAAGUUGCUUACUGAAGAUAUGUGGCAUAUGCCAUUGAUGAUAUGGAAUCCUUACGGAGGAAUGAUGGCUAAAAUCCCUGAAUCUCAGAUCCCUUUUCCGCAUAGAAAAGGAGUCAUCUUCAAGAUCCAGUACCUAACAACUUGGCCAGACAGCGACAAGAGAACGAGCAGGCAUAUUAACUGGAUCAGAGAUCUUUACAGUUACAUGACGCCGUAUGUAUCAAGCAAUCCACGACAAGCUUAUGUAAACUACAGAGACCUAGACCUCGGAAAGAACAAGAUAAACUCGAGCGUCAAACAAGCUCAAAUGUGGGGAGCUAAGUACUUCAAAGACAAUUUCAACAGAUUGGUGAAGGUUAAAUCAAAGUUUGAUCCAGAGAACUUCUUUAGACACGAGCAGAGCAUCCCAACUCUGUCCGUUCGAAGAUAA
Microthlaspi erraticum is the source of this 1032-nucleotide messenger RNA. The record is from the annotation of a GenBank genome assembly. NCBI's taxonomy places the organism in Eukaryota, Viridiplantae, Streptophyta, Magnoliopsida, Brassicales, Brassicaceae.